Messenger RNA from Bursaphelenchus xylophilus (pine wood nematode), 351 nucleotides. The record is from the annotation of a GenBank genome assembly. Lineage: Eukaryota; Metazoa; Nematoda; Chromadorea; Rhabditida; Aphelenchoididae.
AUGCAGAACGACCAGAACGAACUUGUGGACCUCUACGUCCCAAGAAAAUGGUAGGAUUAAACUGUACCUGUUUAUUCUGUUUUUAGCUCAUCAAGCUCUCGCAUUAUCUCUGCCAAAGACCACGGAUCCAUCCAAAUUGAUUUCGUCGAUGUUGACCCCCAAACCGGCCGUCUGAUCCCCGGAAAGACCACCAGAUACGCUAUCUGCGGGGCUCUCCGUGCCAUGGUAGGUAUUGCAGAUGCAGAUAUUGAAGCAUGUGUUUUAUUAAUUUUGUUUAUAUUUUAGGGAGAAUCCGACGACUGUAUCCUUCGUCUGGCCCAACGUGAUGGUUUGAUCCCCCAGAACAUCUAA